AUGUAUGCGUCACCGCCCGUCGCUGCAGCAUAUCCCUCGUCCCAUCUAGCGUACGACACCCUCACCUCCGCGGCUCCGCCCAACCCCGCGUCCACCAACAACUACACCGACCACAUAAUUGGUCUUCCAGCAACCGUAGCGGUUCUGCAACCAGACGGCGAGCUGGAGCAGCUGCAGGCCGUGGUCGGAGUGUCGGACGCUGACAUUAGCAGCUACCCUGCCUCGGCCCUCGAGUGCGUCUUCAAGGAGACGCUCCGCAUGCACCCGCCUGGCGUCGCGGACGACCCAGAGCCUACGCGGAUCUCCGGCCACUCCCGUCCAUGGGCUCCACCUGCACGCCACGCCUCCGCGCUAGCGCUCUCGGGCCCCGACGCCUGCCUCAACAUCGUCGACUCCGCCUGGCGGAUGCUGCCUGUGGCCGCCGCCGGCUCCUUCGGCUUCGGCAGCGCGCGGGAGGUCAAGGCCGCCCUCGCCCUCGCCAUCGUCGCGUUCACGGUCCGGGCUACCCCUGUCACGUCCGCCUCCGCCCUCGCCACCGAGAAGGUCGUGCUCGGCUUGCCGAUGCUGAGCGCCGCCCUGUUUAAUGCUCACCGUCAAGUCAGGCACCACCACCAGCGGCGAUGCUGCCAAUGCUGGUCAGUUUUGCUAUCGACGGUGGUCGAGUCUGCUACCGAUGUUGUUUGGCGUUGCUACCAGUCGGGGUCAGAGAUGAUAGACUUUUUUCUUUGCUACAACUCUUCUGCAAUGUUGCUAAAAAGGUAUAAAUGUUUUGGUGUGAGAUUUCCGGCGAGGUCUCCAUCGAUAUCUCCGACGAAGGUCUCAGUUACGUGUAUUUGCAACCUUGAAUUUUUUUUUUGCUAUGACUUUGUUGUUGUUUUGCUACAAUUGCACAAUAUGUUUGCUACGGGUCUCCGAUGA
This is a messenger RNA of Lolium perenne, 918 nucleotides long. Lineage: Eukaryota; Viridiplantae; Streptophyta; Magnoliopsida; Poales; Poaceae. The record is from RefSeq and is a predicted model, not a curated record.